Pocillopora damicornis (cauliflower coral) is the source of this 1441-nucleotide messenger RNA. RefSeq names its product histamine H2 receptor. Gene Ontology annotation, cellular component: membrane. Gene Ontology annotation, biological process: G protein-coupled receptor signaling pathway. The record is from RefSeq and is a predicted model, not a curated record. NCBI's taxonomy places the organism in Eukaryota, Metazoa, Cnidaria, Anthozoa, Scleractinia, Pocilloporidae. Gene Ontology annotation, molecular function: G protein-coupled receptor activity.
UUAACCAUCAAUUCAGUCAAGUGACAACAUGAAUCUUUUGUCAUUGGUUUGGCAAAGUUUUUUAUUUUUUUAUUUUUUUAACCGAUUUGGCAUACAUUUCAAAAUGACACAAACUGUUAUCAGUUAGCAGUGUUGGUGUUUAUAUUUAGAGCACAUUACAGAGUCAUAUGAUGCAAAAUAAAUACUGAGAAAUGAUUGUGCUUCCCGAGCCGCUAAAUGUCACUUGUGACGGUGUGAUUUUCUGUUGAGUUGGAAAUUGCAACACUUCUGGAGUCUUUAUAUACCCGCGGGAAGAUUCUGUGAGACCAACAUUAUCGUUCUCGAGAAAGGAGGCAGCCAGCUAGAAAAAUGAUAACCAACGGUACAUCAGCUGAAGAAAAUCCAUAUGAUGAACUCCGAGCUAUAUUGGCAGCAAGAAACACAGCCGAGUUUAUUACGGAGACAACAGUUUAUGUGAUAAUCAACCUGACGGCUUUGCUAGGCAACAUUCUUGUCUGCGUUAUCUUCUACAAAAAUCCAAAUUUACGAAGCGUUACCUAUCUAUAUAUUUUUGCGCUUGCCAUAUCGGACGUUUUUAUGGCAGCAUUUUGCAUGCCUCUCGUCUGGGGAGUAUUGCUAGUGGGUGAAUGGAGAUACGGGGGAGUAGUGUGUGCAUUUCAUGGCUUUGCUGUGCUUUUCUUGGCAUUCGUGUCACUGCAGACCAUAGCGUUGCUAGCCUUUAAUCGGUACUGCCGAGUGGUGAAGCCGUGGUUAUUCCGCAAGAUUUUCAAGAAGAAUUUCGUCGGUUUCUCCGUACUGGCUGUAGUUUCCUCAGCCGCAUUUUUCCUUGGCUUACCUCUUGCUACAGGCUGGGGUUAUUUUCAUUUCCAUUCUGGCAAGAUUACCUGCGUAUUAGAAUUCUAUCAUCCCGCCACAGAUAAGAUUUACACCGGCAUCCUGGGGCUGGUCAAUGUCGUUGUUCCAUUUGCCGUGAUAACUUUCUGCUACACUAAAGUGUUUUUGAAAGUACGAGAGCAUCGACAACGCUUUUCCUCAACCACCUCCACAAACUUAAGACUAAGCGUUGAAGAAAUAAACAUCACCAAAACGUUAUUUGCCAUGGUGUUAGGCUUCACUUUGUGCUGGCUCCCUGUUUUCAUUAUCGAAUUCACGGAUGCUGUAACAGGAAAUCACUCCUUACCAAGGAAAGUGUAUCUCAUUAAUGUCUUCUUGGUUUCCAUAAGUGCUGCAAUUAACCCGGUCAUAUACGGGGUACUUAACAGAUCAUUUCGUGCAGGAUAUUGCGAAAUGUUCUCUUUUCGUGGCAGCUGCUUAAUGAGAGUCUGGAAUAUUCAAAAGGAACAAGAAAAUAACAGUAAACGUCAAAGUGCUGACACGUACAACUGACUGCAAAAUGAACUCUUUCAAUAGAAUUUAUAAUCUCUUGGAAUACAUCUUAACU